Messenger RNA from Caenorhabditis elegans, 969 nucleotides. It is a transcript of the gene R06C7.2, whose product is annotated as BEN domain-containing protein. The coding region runs from base 1 to 702 and encodes 233 amino acids. NCBI's taxonomy places the organism in Eukaryota, Metazoa, Nematoda, Chromadorea, Rhabditida, Rhabditidae. The transcript has 4 exons. The record is from RefSeq and is marked reviewed.
AUGUUCAGCGCUGUACAUCCCGAUUCGCGACGUGACUGUAAAAAGUACAGAUAUUCUCAAACGUCUCACCAGAAUUAUUGGUUUUUAAAGUAUUCAGAAUUCAAUUUAUUAGGAAAACGAAAAAUAAAAGGUAAUUUUUUGCACUUGUUUCAUGCAGAAGAAAAAGUUUUAUUUCAGUCGGUGAUGCUAAAAGAUCAAACGGCGAAAACAGAGAAAAGGACACAGGAAAUCACAUGCCAACUGUCGAAGCUAGCCAAUUUUGAGGAAAAUAAUCGAAAGAAGCUUCAAGAUACUGAACGCGAGAACAAGAAGCUUCGAAAUUUAAUCAAUUCCCUUGAACUGAAACUUGAAAAUCUACCUCUUCAAAUCCUUUUUUUUUUAAUCUCGGAAAAUGACGAAUUGCUCGAACGUGUAUUUCACUUCCAUUGUGCCACCUUCACCAAAUUGUCAGACUUCCAACUUCUUUUUUUUCCAACACCAAUGUAUGUUGCAAAUGAGUACGCGAAGAGUGGUCGUAAUUUGUGGAAUGAAGCCAUCAUUGCGGAUGCAAUUCCCGAAGUUUCUGGACCAGAGGCAGCUCGUAUGAAGCAGAUUACCGAUAGCAUCAAAUACAAGGAAUCCGGCUUCCUGAUCGACCGUCGUGUCAAUGCUUCAGCACUAAUAAUUCAAUCAAAUUGUAGUAUUUUCAAUUCCAACUUCUAGUUUGUGAGAAGCAUACCAUGAUUUUUUAUUUGUAUCCCACCCUGUCAUUCUUGUUUUUGCGUUACAUACAAUGCGUAUCUAAUAGUAAGUGGUGUAACUGCUAAUUUCAUUUUCCCCCGUUGCCCUAUUAUUGUUUUGACCUACGUGGAAAUUGAUUUUUUGUUGUUGUUGUUGAGUGCAGAUUAUAGAAUGUAGCCUGUUGUUAUGUUAAGUUGUACGUGCAAUGUUGUUGUAGUCUCCUUAAACCCAUAAAAAUCAUAAAACUUA